Messenger RNA from Myotis brandtii (Brandt's bat), 3634 nucleotides. Its product is annotated as zinc finger protein 501-like. Gene Ontology annotation, cellular component: nucleus. The record is from RefSeq and is a predicted model, not a curated record. Lineage: Eukaryota; Metazoa; Chordata; Mammalia; Chiroptera; Vespertilionidae. Gene Ontology annotation, biological process: regulation of transcription by RNA polymerase II. Gene Ontology annotation, molecular function: DNA-binding transcription activator activity, RNA polymerase II-specific; RNA polymerase II cis-regulatory region sequence-specific DNA binding. The transcript is spliced from 3 exons. Bases 239 to 1876 code for a protein of 545 amino acids.
UCCUGGUCGGAUUUAGUUUUCUGUCUCUUUCGUCUGGCAGCUGGGUUCUAGAGUUCUUGGUCGCAGGGUCCCGUGGAGAAGGCUGGAGAGUGGUGUUCUCCGCCUCACAGCCCGUGGUGGGAGCCUGCAGGGGUGCGCACAGCUCACACGUGGGAUUGAAGCGCCAGGCCUCGGACGGGACCGCCAUUCCUGAGCGGCUUUUCCCGCUGCUCCCGCCCGGCUCAGCCCACAGAGUGCAAUGGCGGCGCCCCCGCUGAGGAGAAGUGCUGAGGUUGGCGUGACCUUUGAGGACAUUGCCCUGUUCUUCUCCAGGGAGGAAUGGAGCCUCCUUGAUGAGGGUCAGAGACAGCUGUACCUGAAUGUGAUGCUGGAGAACUUUGAACUUACAUCCUCCCUGGGUUGCUGCUGUGGAGCAGAGAAUGUGGAGGCAGCGACUGAACAGAAGAUUUCUGUAAGAUUGUCACAGGAAAGGAAUCCCAAGUUAGCCUUGUCUUCCCAGAAGAGCCACCCCUGUGAGAGUUGUGGGAUAGUCUUGGGAAAUAUUUUCCACGUGAUGGAGCUGCAGGGAACACAAUACAGACAGAUACUGUUGAAGUGUGGGGCAUGUGCAAAAGAAUUUUAUUUCAGUGCAAAAUGUCACCAGCAGCAUGUGAGAGAGAAGACUUCCAUUAGAGGCGUGGAAAGGAUCUCACUUGCAAAUAGCUGCAAUUUCAAGGUGUCUCAGAAUCAUUUCACGUGUGGGGAGGUUGGUCAGGGUAUACAUUCCUGGGCAGGACAUCUCCACCUAAUGGCUACUCAGACUAGGGACAGGCCAAAAGAUAUUUCGAAGUGUGGGGUGAAAUUUCAAAGGAGAAAAAAAGACUACACAAGAAAAGAAUAUAACAAAGUCAUUGGCUGCAAUCACACGUUUAUCCAGGAUAAAUGUUUCCAUGCUGGAAGUCAGUGUUUUCUGUGCUGUGAAUGUGGAAAUUAUUUUACCAAAUUUUCUAGCUUUCAUUAUCAACAGAGAGUUCACACUGGAGAAAACCCUUAUGAGUGCAGUGAAUAUGGGAAUACUGUUACCAAUAGCAGUGGCCUCCGUUGUCAUCAGAGAGUUGACACUGGAGAAAGGCCUUAUCAGUGCAGUGAAUGUGGGAAUUCUUUUACCAGUAACACUACCCUUCAUCGUCAUCAGAGAGUUCACACUGGAGAAAAGCCUUUCCAAUGUAGUGAAUGUGGGAAAUCUUUUACGACAAUGCAUAGCCUUCAUUGUCAUCAGAGACUUCACACUGGAGAAAGUCCUUAUGAGUGCAGUGAAUGUGGGAAAUCUUUUACCCGGAGCAGUAGCCUCUGUAAUCAUCAAAGUUUACACACUGGCGAAAGGCGUUACGCAUGCAGUGAAUGUCCAAAAUCUUUUACCACUAGCACUGAUCUUGGUCGUCAUCAGAGAGUUCACACUGGAGAAAAGCCUUAUAAAUGCAGUGAAUGCGGGAAAUCUUUUGCCAGUAGUAGUUGUCUUCGGUGUCAUCAGAGAGUUCACACUGGAGAAAAGCCUUCUAAAUGCAGUGAAUGUGGGAAAUCUUUUACCACGAGCAGUGAUCUUCGCCGUCAUCAGAGAGUUCAUACUGGAGAAAAGCCUUAUAAAUGCAGUCAAUGCGGUAAAUCCUUUACCACUAGCAGUUAUCUUCGUUGUCAUCAGAGAGUUCACACAGGAGAAAAGCCUUAUAAAUGCAGUGAAUGUGCGAAAUCUUUUAUGACUAGCAGUGAGGUUCGGCGUCAUGAGAGAGUUCACACUGGAGAAAAGCCUUAUAAAUGCAGUGAAUGUGAGAAAUCUUUUAGCACUUGGAAUGGCCUCCAUUAUCAUCACCAAUUUCACACUGCAGAAAGGCCUUCCUAAUGCAGUGAAUGUGAGGAAAUCUUUUACCACUAAGACUUAUCUUCAUGGUCAUCAGAGAGUUGAUACAGGAGAAACCCCUUAUGAGUGCAAUUAACAUAAGAUAUCUCUCAUCCAAAUUCUAAAUUUGUUCUACACAUAUGUGUUCAUAUGUGAGACUUUUCUUAGUUGUGUAGGAUAUGUUCCUCAGGUCUUAACAAUAGCAUAAAAAAAUUGCAAAGUCUAAUUUGUCUGCAUUAUAUCUCAUAUUUAAACACAUUAUGUAAAGUCCCCACAAGUGUUUCUGCUGUUGUUUUUUAUACUUGAACCAUAUGUGUAUGUUGCACUUUCUAACAUACAAAUGUCUUGCCAUAUCGUCACUGCGUAUUUCUGUUGCUGAAGGUAUUUCACCUGCACCUCACGUAAGGUCCCUACAGAUGAUAUUGAUCACCAUCCUCAUGUGCUCAGGGAAGCUAACUCUGUUGUCUGGUUUGUUGACGAAAAUUAGGAAUACCUGAUCCCUUAGGAAUUCUGAAUUCUUUUCAUUCUCAGGAGUUGCCAAGUAGAACACGUUAGUGUUGGCGAACUGCCAGUCUCAUGUGUCUUUUGGUUUGUAAAAUAAUGAAUGCUUUUUACUAAGACGUCUUUAAUCUUGGAUGUUCCAUUUACUAUGUGGGUUAGUUUAUAAGGAGAUCUGGGCUCUCCAAGCAUAAUGAGGUGAGAAACGUUUUUGAGAUCUCAAACAUUCUUUGCCCUGGAGGGAACAGUAUAGUGCAGAAAUUAGCUCAGCAGUUUUUGCCUAAAUUACACUGCUGCCCAUAUUUUCCUAGGAAACACUGUGGACUCUCUGGUCCUCAUGUGAAGAUGGAUGAUUUGAGACACAGAGAUCACUCCAAAGAGGGGGUAGCUGUGACAACCUCAAGUAUGUCUGGGAGCACUGAAUUUUUUUUCCUGUUUUCAAGGAAGAGAUGCUAAGACAUUUGAAGGCAACCUCCUCCCCAUGUCUUACAGAGGGCCAUGUGCCCUAAUGCCUACAUUUCCAUGGGUGAUGGUAACUGGUUGGAGGACCAUAGCAGUUAGCGGAAACCAUUUCCAUGCAGAACCACUGGCAUAAUUGGUGUUGGAGGUGAAUACAGCUCACUAGAUGGAAUGUUCCUCAUAGAAACGUGCAUCCAGGAAUGUUCUGAGGAAAAGUGUAUAGGAGCAUCUAGGGUCUCCAGGCAUGUUUAUCUUCUGUGGAUGCAGUCAUUGUCAUUGGUUAUCAUCAAGAGGUUUUGUGGAUUCCUGUAGCCUCUCAGAUGUUCCCCUCAGAGCCAUUGGUGAGCUGGCAGAAAAACAAAGAUGAAGGUAAAGGGUGUCUUUAGUCCAGGGAUGUGGCUUUUGUGACCCAGCCAGCAUUCUUGUUGGUUUGGUUGAAAGUGCUCCAUUGUUUGUUAAAUUUUCUGUCACUAGGCAAGACAGUCUCCCAGAGGGUAUAAGAAGGUGGAUCGAAUAUAGAUUUGCCAAGCCUAUUUUUCCAAUACAGUGGAACAAACACACUUCUUAAUCUGGAACCAUUUUUAAAAGCUAUAAUGAGUAAAAUACAUGUGUUUAGUAUAGCGUUUCAUAAAUCUUGAUGUGUGUGUGAAAGUGAAAUCAUUAUUAUACUCGUAACACUGACCAUAUCUGUCACUGUGCACUUGCUUCAUGACCUUUUUUAAAUCUGUCCCUGUUCUUCCAGCUUUCCAAGUAACCAUUGACUUAAAUUCCAUUUUAAUAGAUCACUUUGCAUUUUCUAAGUAU